This is a messenger RNA of Syngnathus typhle (broad-nosed pipefish), 2987 nucleotides long. RefSeq names its product probable G-protein coupled receptor 148. The record is from RefSeq and is a predicted model, not a curated record. Gene Ontology annotation, biological process: G protein-coupled receptor signaling pathway. Gene Ontology annotation, molecular function: G protein-coupled receptor activity. Gene Ontology annotation, cellular component: membrane. The transcript is spliced from 2 exons. Lineage: Eukaryota; Metazoa; Chordata; Actinopteri; Syngnathiformes; Syngnathidae. Bases 1532 to 2527 code for a protein of 331 amino acids.
AUCCAGUUCCCAGCACAUUCCCCCCAAAAAUAUGUGAUGCCAUUGGAAAAGUAAAAAGCCUCUUGUAAGUCACGUUGGAAAAGCUCCACCCUGUUACUAAGUGACAGCUAAGUGGCCGUAGCUUUUUCCUGCAUCUCUAUAAUCAUCUGUGCGAGUCAACAUGGAACAUAUAAGAUAAGCGCAGGCGGCAGAAAAACACCCUGUGAUUUACACAAGAUCUCAGCUCUAAUGGAUUCACAUGGACGAGAGGUAAGGAAACGCAACUUUGCUCGCUCAAUAAUUUGUAGAUAAAGAUGUUUAAAGUCUCAAUAGAAACAUUCGAUCAUUUUGUCCUAAGUGGUGUCACUUUAGAUCAACUCAGUUGUUUAAAAGCGUGUAUAAUAUCGAUGUUUUUUCAUGAGUGCUUUUCCCCCCUCGUUAUAUAUUAGCAUCGUUAGCGAUGGACUUCAUAUUCAGAGGGCACAGUCCAUCUUUAUUGUUUGUGCCUUUUUGUUUAUGAUGUUUUUUGACUUUUGUGCUAUGCUUGCUGGCUCCGUUUUGCUCCUGACUUUGACUUUGAUCUCCAGACUAGAAUGGUUGUCCUAUUGUCACAAAGCCACAUUUUUGUGAUUUGAAAUGAUCCGACACAAAAUGCCAAAUUCUCGAGUGCUAUCAGAUGUUAUCUUCAACAGAUCCUAAAUAUUUGGUGAUCAAUCUCAAAGCAAGAAAAGCAUUUAAAGUCCAAAAUUGCAACCUCUGAACAGGUCGGCAUUUAUACUUUACAUCACAAAAACCUGAACAACUUCUAAGGAAAAUACAUCUCACCAGCGAUGAAUAAAAGUAUUCAUGUAUGGAGAUAGUUGCAGAAUUUGAAAUCAAACUGUUUUUGGUUGUAAAUGCUGACGUUCAACCACUGCUCUGUAAAAACAUACCCACAGUCAAGCAAGGUGGUGGCAACAUCAUGCUUCGGUGUUGUUUUCUCCAGCUGGAAGUUGAGAAGAGUUUGAGACAGCAGUCAGGUUUUGUCUAGAAAGCAAAAGAAAAAUAGCAAAAGUAAGAUACUCACUGACUGCCAACAAGUCAGACAAGAUGCAAGUGAACCAAAAGAACAAAGACAAGAUGAUGCAACAAAGAGCAUACAUAUAAACCCGCCCCUAACUUCAGGCCUGCUGGGUGAGAGGCCCGGCCCGAAAGUUGGCCGCAUUUGAUAUUUAUUUUGGCUUAAUCAGAAUUACUGCCUUCCAUUUACAAUUUGCUUGGAUGUGAUGUUAAUUGUGAACACAGCCAAAUCUCCUAUUAUAAGAGGGUGUGCACACUUGUGCAACCUCAUCCUGCUCAAAAAGAUUAGUUUUCCUUUUUGAGUUAGAGGUAUACGGCAUUCAUUUUAAUUUAUUUUUUAUUACUUGACAGGUUAUUGUUUUUCAUCACAAAAACCUGGCAUUUGAACAGGGGUGUGUAGACUUUUUAUACUCACUGUAUCUGAUCUGUUGCCAUCUACCAAUAGGAAGUUGCACGAAGAAGAAGUUGAGGACCUCAAGAAAAUCAAGACAAAAUGACCGCCGAGCCGAUCCUGAUGGCCAACCUUACGCAAGAAUGGGUGUCGAGCCUUCGACGGUGGCACCUGGAGCUCUUCUUCAUCCCUACCACUGUGGUCACCCUGGCUACCAUGUUGGUGAACACUGUCCUGUUGGCGUGCAUCUUGGCGUCUCGCGCCUUACGUCAGGAGACACGCUACCUCCUGGUGGCCAACACCUUGGCGGCUGACAUGCUGUUCCUCACCCUCAACCUGACCACGGCCGUUCUCAACGCGGUCCGAGCCGAGACGCCCUGGCUGGCGUGCGAGCUGGUCACGGCCGUCACCGUCACGGCCUACUGCUGCGCCAUCCUCACCGUAACCCUCAUGGUGGUGGACACCUACGCGGCCGUGCGCUGGCCACUGCACUACCACGACCUCCUCCCGCCCGCUCGAACUCACAGAAUCCUGCUGGGGGCGUGGGUUCUGGCGGCGAGCUACCCCUUCACGCUGGUCAUCCUGAUGGAGACAGCGAGGGAAAGCCUGCACGGGAACGCGGCCGUGUGCCUCGUCCUCAUCUCGCUGGGUUUCGUCCAGGUCAAGAACAUGGCGGGGAUUAACGUGUACUUCUUCGUGGCUGCUCUCAUCUGCGCCGUGCUGAUCUUCUACUGCUACGUUCGCCUCUAUAUGGAAACCAGAACCCAAGGCAUCUGGCACAGCCGCUUCUCCAGAGCUCGGGUGACCGUGUUGGCCCACGGGGUGCUGCUCCUCCUUUACUUCACCCCCGGCUUUGUCUUCACCCUGGAGCUGCUCCUGUUUCAGAGCAAAAAGGGCCUUUGCUCCUUACCUGUACGGGCUCCGCUACCGCCAGAUCUCCGACACGCUGCUGCAGCUGCUGCAUCGACACCGAAGACUCAGCCAGAUCACUGUCGUGUAAUCGCAUUUCCGUCCAAAACCCUUUCCCGAAAUCAGACUCAUUGUGUGUAUGUGUUAUUUGGAGGAAAUGGAUGCAGGUGGCAGAGCAGGACCUUAUGAAUCUUCCUCAGUGGUCGGCAGAGUACACUUUGAUACAUUCUUCAUGCAAGUUACAAGAACAGCUGCGGCUCUGAAGAAGCACACGAGUACUGGAUCUCUUAGCUUCAUGUGAUUUGGUCAUGCAUAGAUAUCUCAUGAGGGGUGAAGAAGGAUGGCAGCUUCAAUGUGGGUUUUAUUUGGGUUCAGAAUUGCUCGAGUGGUAAUAAAAGCAUGUCUUGAAAGUGAUAACAGUAAACAAAAAUCAUAUGAAAAGAAAUGUGAAUUUAAACUGCUCUACGCUCUUACCACCAGGUGGCAGUCUUUCUAUACAUGAGAUUGAAAACAACCUGCCAGGACAAGUUAGUGAUGCUUUCCAGCUAAAUCAAGGGGGGCGCGCCUCACUGUUCUGCUAUAGCCUAGGUGACUGAUUCACAAUUUGGUUUUGUCUGAUAUCAGAUAUUAAAUAAAGAAAGCCAACUGG